Lolium rigidum is the source of this 2347-nucleotide messenger RNA. RefSeq names its product serrate RNA effector molecule. The coding region runs from base 34 to 2139 and encodes 701 amino acids. Lineage: Eukaryota; Viridiplantae; Streptophyta; Magnoliopsida; Poales; Poaceae. The transcript is spliced from 12 exons. The record is from RefSeq and is a predicted model, not a curated record. Gene Ontology annotation, biological process: mRNA processing; primary miRNA processing. Gene Ontology annotation, cellular component: nuclear body.
CUUUGGAAACCCUAACCCCGCCAAGCCCCUCCAAUGGCGGACGUCAUAGACCCCAGCGCGCGCCGCCCGCCGCCGCCCCCGCCCGACAGCCCCGAGGGCCGCGCGCUGCCGCUGCCCGUCCCGCCGCCGCCGCCGCCCGGCGGGCCCCCGCCGACCCGCAAGCGGAGCCGCUCGCCCCCGCGGCCCUCCCUCCCGCCGCCGCCGCCCCUCGGCCUCUCCCGCCCCGAGCGCUACCGCGACCGCGACCGCGACGGCCACCGCCGCGGCAGCGCCAGCCCGCCCCCGCGCCGCCGCCGCGACUCGCCGUCCCGGAGGUCCCCGUCGCCGCCGUUCAAGCGCUCGCGGCGGGACGACGGGUACGACCGCCGCGGAGGCCGCGGGAGCCCCCCUCCACGGUACGACCGCGGUGGAAGCAGAGGCGGGUACGGCGAUGACCGGUACCAUGGCAGGCAUCAGAACCGUCUGUCAGAUUGGCCUGAUUCAGGAUUUGGGGCAUCAAAUAAUGGUACUGGGAUCCAAAGGGAAGGGUUAAUGACGUACAAACAAUUCAUGCAAGUUCUUGAAGAUGAUAUAUCACCAGCUGAAGCUGAGAGACGGUACCAAGAAUACAAGACAGAGUACAUCACGACCCAGAAACGUGCGUAUUUUGAUCUCCACAAGAAUGAGGACUGGUUGAAGGACAAGUACCAUCCAACCAACUUAUUAUCUGUUAUUGAAAGGAGAAAUGAGCGCUGCAAGGUAGUCGCGAAGGACUUCUUUCUUGAUUUGCAAAAUGGAAAUCUGGACCUUGGCCCUGGAAUAACUGCAUCUGCCGCAAGUAAAUCAGGAAAUGGCAGCGAUGGGUACUCUGAAGAUGAUGGAGAUGGUGACAAAAGAAGAAAGCAUGCCAGAGGUUCCUCAAAAGAAACAGAUCCUCUUUCUGCUGCUCCCAAGGCUCAUCCAGUUAGCUCUGAACCUCGACGAGUUCAAGCUGACAUAGAACAAACUCUAAACCUUGUGCGUAAGCUGGACUCAGAGAAGGGUAUUCAGGGGAAUAUUCUGUCAAGUGGUGAUCAUGAGAAGUCAGAUAUAGACAAGUCUCAUAUCGGAUCUAUGGGUCCUAUUAUUAUAGUCCGAGGCUUAACUACUGUCAAGGGCCUUGAGGGCGUUGAGCUCCUUGACACUCUUCUUACCUAUUUAUGGCGUAUUCAUGGAGUUGAUUACUAUGGCAUGUCUGAGACGAAUGAGGCAAAAGGGCUUCGUCACAUGAGAGCAGAUAAUAAGACUACUACUACAACUAAUGUCAGUGCUGCUGAUUGGGAGAAGAAGCUGGAUACUUUCUGGCAGGAAAGGUCGAAUGGUCAAGAUCCCAUGGUUAUAUUAACGGCCAAGGACAAAAUUGAUGCAGCAGCUGCUGAAGUUCUAGAACCGCAUGUCAGGAAAAUAAGAGAUGAAAAGUAUGGAUGGAAAUACGGCUGUGGAGCCAAGGGCUGUACAAAACUUUUCCAUGCUCCGGAGUUUGUUUACAAGCAUUUGAGGCUCAAGCAUCCAGAGCUGGUGUUGGAAGUUACAUCAAAACUCCGAGAGGAACUUUACUCCCAAAAUUACAUGAAUGACCCUAAUGCCCCAGGUGGAACACCAGUUAUGCAGCAAUCUGCACCAGACAGAUCAAGACGGAGACCUGGCAAUGAUAUGGAUAGUCGUAUGAGAUAUGACCGUGGCAGUCGGAGAGAAUAUGAUAGGGCAGAUAGAGAUGGAGGCAGACAUGGUCGAGGUGAUCGUUCUCCAAGCCGUGAUGGACCUGAUGAUCAGAUGUUUGAUGGCUUCCGUGGACGAGGCUCCAAUGCUCCUUUUGCAGCUGAGUUCCCCGCUCCACCAAUAUUGAUGCCUGUUCCUGGUGCUGGCCCAUUGGGACCAUUUGUUCCGGCGCCUCCAGAAAUAGCCAUGCAUAUGCUGAGAGAGCAAGGACCUCCUCAAUUUGAACAAAACGGCAUGCCUCAUGGCAACUCAGGAGUGCUUGCACCGAUGAUGGGUGGGGGCCCAGCACCAAUUAUAGCCAUGCCUCCAUCUUUCCAUCACGACCCUCGUCGUUUGCGAAGCUACAAUGACCUCGAUGCCCCUGACGAGGAAGUUACUGUUCUUGACUACAGAAGUUUAUAGGCUGUGUCUUGUCUGCCACACAGGCAAUCUUGCCAAUGCCUGCUCAAGCAUCUCCACACGUUUUGAGGUUUUUGACCUCCCCGUUAGAUCGAGGAUGUAUUCUUUUACAAAGAGGCAUAGGAGGAAGAUGUGCUAUUUUUCUCGGACACCUGUGGUGUGUUAUGAGUUUGUAACUUGAAUGGCAGGAACUUAAAAUUUGCUCGUGUCC